AACUUCCUGACUUUCUCUCAUCAUCCAGACCUUCACACUUACACAGUAUUUGAAAAGUGAAAAAAAUGUUGAAUAAACGAUCCGUCUUACUUCUACUCUUGGCCGUUCAGUCGGUUUUUGCCGAAGUCCCCAUCAAGCCUGUGCCUAGCGAACGUUUAUCCAGUCAUAACUUCAUUGAAAAUCAAUUGCCUAUUGCCGAACAGACACACGAGGUCAUCAAUGUUCCUGACACCUCUUUUGUGCUUAUCUCGCAAAUGAGCAACAGCGUGCUGUUGAAAGCUCAAGUCGAUACUCACGGUGCUAUCCAGCAACUAGGCGCAUUCGAAAUGGAAAACAGCACUGCUGCCCUCCAUGGACUGGCUCAUUCCCAACGGUAUCCUGGUAAAAUCUGGCUUACACUCCAAAAAGCCAACAAGCUGGUGCUGAUCGAUCCCAAGACCGAUUCAGCCCAAACGACACCCGAAGUUGUACAGGAGAUUAUGGUGCCUACCCCUGGCAAUGGUCCCCAUUACGUUGGUGAAUAUGGUGACGAGCUCUGGGUCACUCUCCAGGAUAGCUCCGAGGUGCUCCGUAUCAGCCAUGUCAACACAUCUGAUUAUACAAUCUAUACGGCCCAACCUCGUCCUAUCUUUAUCGCUCAACAUCCUCUCAACAACAUGUUCUAUACUGGACAAGACAACUCUGCCUCCAUUAUGAAGAUCGACCCUACAACUGGAGUUACAACCCAAAUCGCAAUCCCUGCAGACGCUGGUAAGACUCCCGUUGGAAUGAUCACUGGGCCCAAUGGCAUUUGGUUUACACUCCUUGGCGACGAGACUAGUGGCACCGGCACUAUUGGUCACAUUCAUGCUGAUGAUACUGUCACCUAUCACAAAUUGACAUCUCCUUUGGGAAUCAACGCGGCCUUGUUGCAUCUCGCCUUUGACCUUGAUCAUGCAAACACCCAUGCCCUCUGGCUCCUGUCGUCCUCGAUCAUCAACACUAACGCUUUGGAUACGAUCAUCAGGGUCUCUUUCGACGAACAAUGGCAGACCAUCAAAAAUGAAGAUGUCAUGGCCAUGCCAACUCAACAGUGCAAGGCUCAUCGAGUCUUGAUCACGCCCUCCAACGUGUUCGCCACUGAACUUACCUCAUCUAAGCUUUUGUCCUUUUAUACCACUAAUUUGUAAUAUGAUAUAAAAUAAAAUAAAGAUAAUAAAAAUAA
Messenger RNA from Lobosporangium transversale, 1204 nucleotides. RefSeq lists its product as hypothetical. The record is from RefSeq and is a predicted model, not a curated record. The transcript has a single exon. The coding region runs from base 66 to 1169 and encodes 367 amino acids. Gene Ontology annotation, molecular function: protein binding. NCBI's taxonomy places the organism in Eukaryota, Fungi, Mortierellomycota, Mortierellomycetes, Mortierellales, Mortierellaceae.